AUGUGGUUCUCGGCUUUCAAACAGGCUAACAUUAAAACUAUUGGCUGGCUUCAAAAAGCCAGAAACGGUAUCGAAAAUGUCGAGGAAGAAGCCGAAACAAUGAUGAACAAGAUGGCCGCCUCGUCAUCGUCACUGUCAUCAUCAACGAAGAAAAACAACGUCCGCCAAACGACCAAAAGUAAAGAACGCUUUGAUUAUAACCGUGCUAUGAGACAGUCUAAUAGUGAGAAAAGCCGAGCUUCCAAAAUCCGCGUCAUUCGAAUGUUGUUCGUCAUUGUGCUUGAAUUUUUUGUCUGUUGGUCGCCGCUAUACGUCGUUCAAACAUGGAUUGUUUUCGACGAAAAAGGAGCCAACGAUAUACUUAGUCCUACAAGCCAUUCAUUCAUACAGCUGCUAGCCUAUGUAUCUUCGUGUUGCAACCCAAUCACAUAUUGUUUCAUGAACAACAAGUUCCGCCAGGCUUUUGUCUCCGCUUUCCGUUGUUUGCACACGGUACACCCGAGUCUAACACGAAGAGAGACCCGUUCAGUGUCGACAUUUUCCGGCUCAACUCGUACGGCAACUAGCAGGAUUUUGAUCUACGACAAAAUGCAUGUCAACGACCAAAUGGUACAGAAGAGAAUUUGAAAGACUUUACUGAC
This is a messenger RNA of Octopus sinensis (East Asian common octopus), 641 nucleotides long. Its product is annotated as cholecystokinin receptor-like. Bases 1 to 627 code for a protein of 208 amino acids. Gene Ontology annotation, molecular function: neuropeptide receptor activity. The transcript is spliced from 2 exons. The record is from RefSeq and is a predicted model, not a curated record. Lineage: Eukaryota; Metazoa; Mollusca; Cephalopoda; Octopoda; Octopodidae. Gene Ontology annotation, biological process: neuropeptide signaling pathway. Gene Ontology annotation, cellular component: membrane.